Molecule: messenger RNA, 1294 nt
Organism: Pseudoliparis swirei
Lineage: Eukaryota; Metazoa; Chordata; Actinopteri; Perciformes; Liparidae
Gene: brms1
Product: BRMS1 transcriptional repressor and anoikis regulator
Exons: 10
Coding region: 105-1010 (301 amino acids)
Biological process (GO): negative regulation of transcription by RNA polymerase II
Cellular component (GO): Sin3-type complex
Molecular function (GO): histone deacetylase binding
Source: RefSeq, a predicted model, not a curated record
GUGUCGAACUGAAGACUGAAGUGACGAGGAAGUACUUUUUUUAAAUAGAUAUAUAGAUAAUGCUGCUUUAACUGUCUACUGCCGUGCGGAGGGAGAAGCCAGCCAUGCCCGCCCAACCCCAUGCAAGGGAGCCGGAGGAGGAAAUGGAGGCAGAAGGGGAGUCACAACUCCCUGAGGCAAACGGAGGGGUGGCGCAGCUGUGCGGGGAUGAAAGAGGAGGCGAGAGAGGAGAGGAGGCCAUGGAGGACAGCGCAGAGGAGCGGGAUAGCGACCUGGACGAUAGUGAAGAUGAAGAAGAGGAGGAGGAGAGUUCAGAAAUGGACGAUGAAGACUGUGAGCGGAGGAGAGGGGAAUGUCUCGACGAGAUGCUGGAUCUGGAAAAUCAAUUUCAGGAACUAAAGGAGAAGUUGUUUCGGGAGCGACAGAACCAGGUGAAAGUGAAGCUGGACGAGGUGCUGACGGGGAAGGCCGGAGAAUACAGAGAGCCACUGGUUUCACUGCAGGAGAGCAUGCAGAUACAAACGCAAGUGGCUGGGGUGUACAGAGAGCUGUGUCUGCAGGUGAUCCAACACAAGUACGAGUGUGAACAACAGGGAGCAAUGCAGCACCUGGAGAGCGAGCGGACGUUGCUGGUUGACGCCAUGAAGACAGAACUGCUGGAGAAGAUGAGAAGACUGGAGGAGGACAGACGGAGUACAGACCUCACCUCGGGUACGGCCAACACGACCUCAUCAGGAGCCGUCCGUAGUUUAACUGCCACGAUCAAUGUUUGGACAAAAAACGAGUGGAGCGAUGAGAUGAGGGGCAAGAAGUGUAAACGAAAGAACCUGCUGGGUGGGUCGGAGAGAAGAAAGAAAGUAGCUCUGGUUUCAGGGCCUUUCAUCGUCUACAUGUUGAGAGACAUCGAUAUCCUUGAAGACUGGACGGCUAUCAAGAAGGCCAAAGCAGCACUGCUACCAUCAAAGAAGAAAGUUGAAAGUAAAACGGUGAUAAUACGAGGAGCUGACUGAAGACCAGUGGCAAAAACCAAAAUGCAGACACACACACACACACACAUAUAACACUCACACAUAACAUUCCCAGCUACUUCCACGAACUGUUUUGUACCCUCAAGACCCAGAAGAUUGUUGUGAUGUCAUUUUCCGCACUUUUGACCCUCGGCCACCAACCAACCAUCCGGCUGCUAGUUUGUUAUCCAUUGCUAUUUAAAAUAAGUUCCUAAUGAUGCGACAACCAUGUAUUUAUAGAGUGAUUUAUAUAACAGUAAUUAAAAUUGUAAUCUUUUGUGACACGA